UUUCCCUAUAGCCUCGUUUAGUCGAGCAUCGUUCUCUCGAUCUCUGGGCAGAAAACUUCGGUUGAGCUCUGGAUCACUUGUACCCGUUUCUGGUGUAACCUUUGAUUUGUUCAUUUUUGUGUUUGGAGCUAAAUUUGCGAUGUCGGGAGAUGAAGGGAUUGAGAUUUACGAGGAAGGAGAGGAAAUCAUGGAUGUGAGUAACGAGGCAGAAGCGAAAACCGAGUUUGAGAAAGGGAAAGGAGAUGAGAACGUCUUGCAGUUCCUAGACUCGUUGGAUGAGUAUUUAACGCUUAUGGAUUCUGUGAAUUCAAAGCUUCGAGAGGGAUGGUUUGAUCUAGCUAGUGCUCGACACUCAAUGGGAACUUUGCGUAUCAACAGCACUCUCUUAGACCUAAAGUAUCAUCCCGCUGCUUCAACUUUGCAAGUGACAGAGCAAGAGGUUGAAUCUUUGGGAUCAGUACCUCGUUUUGCUUUAUCCAAGUGGGCUUCCAAGGGCGGUAGCGGGAAAGAAAAACAUUUCUCUACUGAUGCAGAUUCGGAGAUGGGCUCACCUCGUAGCCCACAGCUACGGCAUCGAGGCGUUUUUGAGAAAUCAUCAGCCAAGGAUGAAACCGUGUUAGCAGCUGAUGAAGAGAUUAAGAAAGAACGAGCGAAAUCUCUGUCUGUAUUUGGAGGUCUAGUCUCGCCUAAGCUGCGUGGCGCUCAACUAUCAUUUGAGACAGCUCUUGAAACUCUAGUGGAAAUAGCCAACAUGCGAUCAUCAAUGCUAUCUGCCUUUGAGGGGAUCACAAAGAAGUAAAGUUCAUAGGUAACAACUGAUCCUGAAAUGUGCUCAAUGGAUUCAGCGGAAGCAGAUUAUAGCCAACCUCAAGUUUCCCAAAACUUUACCCAAAAUGUUUCCCGAAAGAAAAAAACGAACAGAAAAUUCAGUUAACGGGUAAAUUCGGGUAGUUUAAAAUCACAAAUCACAUUUUCAAUCAUAGGAGACUUGGAGUAAUGGUCAACUUGAGGACUGGUUUUUUUCCUGUCAUCGGUGAAAUUUUUUUAUGGAUUCACCUCUGAUUAGUUGUAUGGAGCAUCGGAGUAAAAUAGGCAAUACUUUGUUUUCAUGUUAAACGCUUGCCUUUUUGAUUAUUUAUCACUUUCUCUUCAUUUUGUUG
Molecule: messenger RNA, 1160 nt
Organism: Eutrema salsugineum
Lineage: Eukaryota; Viridiplantae; Streptophyta; Magnoliopsida; Brassicales; Brassicaceae
Product: coiled-coil domain-containing protein 115
Exons: 6
Coding region: 140-799 (219 amino acids)
Biological process (GO): vacuolar proton-transporting V-type ATPase complex assembly
Cellular component (GO): extrinsic component of endoplasmic reticulum membrane
Source: RefSeq, a predicted model, not a curated record